Messenger RNA from Esox lucius (northern pike), 3186 nucleotides. RefSeq names its product lymphocyte cytosolic protein 2a (gene lcp2a). The transcript has 21 exons. Gene Ontology annotation, biological process: cell surface receptor protein tyrosine kinase signaling pathway; intracellular signal transduction. The coding region runs from base 500 to 2044 and encodes 514 amino acids. NCBI's taxonomy places the organism in Eukaryota, Metazoa, Chordata, Actinopteri, Esociformes, Esocidae. Gene Ontology annotation, molecular function: protein binding. The record is from RefSeq and is a predicted model, not a curated record.
GUUGGAUCUGUUUUUUCAGAGCUCUCGGAGAACUUGCUGGCCAACCAUUCAAAUCUGACAUCCACAGGUAAGUUUUUUUCGGUGUCUGGACUUCAGAUCAAACUUUACUAUCGCUGGAUAUAUUUUGUCAUCUACAAGCAAGCUAACAUCGCAUCUGCCAUGACUUCGUUGAAGAGGAAGGAGGGAAAUUAGUCAAGUGUAUCUUCUGCAGCUCUCAUAAAGCACAUCUGGUGUGGGUGUUCUGCUGCCUCUCCACUGUGCAAGCAAGUUGAAAUCUUAUUUGUUGGAACGCUGGUCAGGGUGCAGACUUCCUCCACACACUGCCAGACGGAGCAUAACCACGGGCGUAGCUACAAGGAGACAUUUUCAGACGGGCCUCUAAGUCAAACAUGGCCGUGGACACGACUACCCCGUAACAGCAGAGGAGGCAUCCCAACUGUCUUCCAAAGUAUUUGGUAAAUAUUUCAUUUGUUUCAAGGACAAAGGACGAAGGUGGAGGAUGAGUUUUGAUCGGAUGCCAUCUAAGUCAGAGGUGAUGGGCUGGAACCCACACCAGCUGGCAGACUAUUUGAGGAGGUUGGAUUUGAGUGGCUGCGACAAAGUCAUCGCAAAAUGUAACAUGAAUGGACAAAGGUUCUUGAACAUGACUGAUAAUGACCUUCAGAAAUUCCCCAAAAUCCAUGCACCACUCAUCACCAAAAUAUGCUGUGAAAUCAACAGGAAAGAAGAAAAAAGGGGGUUCUUUUCAAAAAGAUCUCCAGCACCGAAGUACAAUGAACCAGAAAUUCCCCAAGAGGAACAGCCCUGGGGACCUGAUGAGUUUAGCGACGCAAGCGACGACGACUAUGAGAGCCCUGAUGCCGAAGAUGAUGACGGCAGCGGGGGGGAUUACGAGUCCCCGACGGAGGAGCCAGAGGCCGGAGGCGAGGACUGUGACAACGAUUACGAACCACCUCCCUCGGAGCCGCCCGAGGAGAUCCCCCCCCAGUUCCGUGCUCCCAAGGUCUUUUCUGACCAUGUUUACGUUGAUCGAACAUCGAGGAGCCAACCUCCUCCGCCGCCUCAGCGCCCCGGCACCGGUCCUCCAGCCGCCUCACUCAGCCGUCCCAGUCUAGCGGAGCAUGCCGCCCGAAGAGAGCCGUCUCCACAGCGUCCAGGCCGACAGCCCGGCAAGCUGCCUGGCCCUUUCACCCCCGCUCCCCUGGCUCCGCCAGUUGACCGCAGAAUAAAGCCUACCAAGCUGGACAGAACCAACAUGGCUGAAUCGCCGAUUCAAGCAAGGAAGAACACAGAGAGGCCUGUUCCACCUUCUUGGAGGGCUCAGACAGAAGAGUCCAGGGUACCCAAACCUGCCAUCCCAGUGUCAGCGAAUGUCAGCCGGAGUAGCUCGUCAGUGGGCAGGGCCCUGCCGAGCGGUAACAGAUGUAUUCCAAGAAAUGAGGUCCAUGAUGAAGUAUCCAAACCAGUGAACUCCCACACAUUUCCCAGACCAGGAAUUCCCAGACCAACAAUACCCCCAGAAAGCUUCUCCAAUAUUUCUGCCACAGCGUCUCUUCCUUCAAGACUACAGGCACUGCAGGCCUCCAUCACACACAGGGGCAGUUCUCGGGGUGUGAUGGACAGACAGCCUCCUCAGCCGGGUCAGUGUUCCAUGCCCCCACCUGCAGAACAAGAGGACGAACAGGACUUAAACCCUAAGUGGUAUGUCGGCCAGGUGACACGUGGCCAAGCAGAAGACUGUCUUAGACAGGUCAACAAGGAUGGUGCGUUUCUGGUACGGGACAGUUCGAAGCGCUCGUCCACCCAGCCUUACACUCUCAUGGUGCUCUACCAGGCCAAAGUCUACAACAUCCAGAUCCGCUGUGAACACAAUGAGUUUCUGCUGGGCACUGGUCUGAAGGCCUCCGAGACCUUCCCGAUGGUGGCAGACAUCAUUGGCCAUUACAGACAGACACCACUUCUGCUGAUUGAUGCUAAGAACCGAGGGUCAGGCCAGCAGAACCAAUGUCCUCUCAUCUACCCAGCAGGAGCAGCAAGGUUUUAACAGACAUCCAGGCGAAAGCAAUAACAUGGAGAAAUCCUCAUAACUUACAGUGGUUUUAAAUAACCACAACUAACAUUCGAAUCCAAGUUCCUCGUUUUCACAUGUACAGAAAUUCCAUGUAAAGCUGAAUUGCACUUGGAUGAAAAGUAGACCACUCUCAACAGUUCACUGUAUGGACCUUAACUCACAACCUGUUCAACAAUAUUUCUAUAUAUUUUUUAUUUUUAUCAAUGUGUUUUUAUUUACUAUGAGAAGCACAGGCGCUGUUAGUAAUUCUGUAAAUGCUUGUGUUGUUGUCAGUCUUUUCCAGUCACAUGCAAUGGAAACAUAUAGACAGCAAGUGGUUCUGCUGUGAACCAGAACCCCUAUACAAAGUAAGGAACAUCUGGUGUAGAUGGUCGGUCAUAACUGCUGUUUCAUAACAGGGAAAUUUACCCGCUUCCAAAUUAAACAGUAUUUUCUGCAUUCCUCUGUGGUUAAAAGCAAACAAUGUCAUCUCUGAUUCAGUAGGUAACUGGUGCCUAUUCAUUGUUGUAGGUAGAUGUUACAUUUUAUGAUUAGAAACUUGUGGCUGCUAAACUUUUUACAAAUUGUAGGUCAUUGACUGCAGCACACUAAAAACAUCCUUGACCUCUGUCUCCAAAUCCUCUCAUCGUUAACAUCUUGUUACCAACUUCCAAUGUUUUACUAAUGUGCCUGAAACAUAUGACAUGUGGUGUUGUAAAGUCUGAAACAUAGACAAUGACAUGUGGUGUUGUAAAGUCUGAAACAUAGACCAUGACAUGUGGUGUUGUAAAGUCUGAAACAGACAAUGACAUGUGGUGUUGUAAAGUCUGAAACAUAGACCAUGACAUGUGGUGUUGUAAAGUCUGAAACAUAGACCAUGACAUGUGGUGUUGUAAAGUCUGAAACAGACAAUGACAUGUGGUGUUGUAAAGUCUGAAACAUAGACCAUGACAUGUGGUGUUGUAAAGUCUGAAACAUAGAUAAAUGACAUGUGGUGUUGUAAUAUUAAUACCAGUAUGUCUUAAAGGACAAUGAAUACACAGCCUGUCGGAUCUGCACUACCAGCCGGUUCUAAAACGUUGCCUCAUCCCUUAUCAUUAUCAUAAUUUGUUUCUAUAAAAGAUUUGUCCAUGGUC